Molecule: messenger RNA, 2295 nt
Organism: Thamnophis elegans (Western terrestrial garter snake)
Lineage: Eukaryota; Metazoa; Chordata; Lepidosauria; Squamata; Natricidae
Gene: ZC3HC1
Product: zinc finger C3HC-type containing 1
Exons: 10
Coding region: 17-1528 (503 amino acids)
Cellular component (GO): nucleus
Molecular function (GO): zinc ion binding
Source: RefSeq, a predicted model, not a curated record
CUAGGGACGGACCAAGAUGGCGGCGCCCAGCCCCGCGGCGGUUGCUGCUGCUGCUGCUACCCCGGAGGCCGAAAACGGCGCCCUGGCCACCAAGCCCAAGUCCCCGGCCAUCACGCCGCAGAAGGUGCGGGAGCUGAUCGACGAAGGCAUCGCCCCGGAGGAAGCCGGGCAGGACAGAAAAGAUUCCUCGGCCUUCCCUGAAGAGGCCAAUGGGUCUCCCCCGACCAACGAGCAGCAUUUUGAAUCCACUAGCAAAGAGGCUUUCUUCAGCCGCGUGGAAACAUUCACCUCCCUCAAGUGGGCGGGCAAACCCCACGAGCUGUCGCCCCUGAUCUGCGCCAAGUAUGGAUGGACCAACGUGGAGUGCGACAUGUUGAAAUGCUCCAGCUGCCAAGCGUACCUCUGCGCCAGUCUCCAGCUGUCGUUCGACUUCAGCAAAUAUAAGCAGAGGUGCCAGGAGCUGCAGAAGGCCUUGCUGGGAGCGCACGAAAAAUUCUGCUUCUGGCCAGACAGUCCUUGCCCAGAUCGCUUUUCGGUGCUGCUGGUGGAGGAGCCGCGUGCUCUUUUCGGCGACUUCCUGGAACGCUUCCAAACGCUGUGCCAGCUGCAGCUUCAGCUGCCCUCCCUGAAGCCGGACAGUCUCAAAAACGUGUCCUUGACGGAAGAGAAGGUCAGCUUUCUCCUGCAAUUGAUCGAGGAGGAGGAGGAGGAGGAAGAGGAGAAGUGCAAAACCGAGGCCGAGAAGACGCCGGCCAAGCAGCCUUCUGACCUCCUUCAAGUCCACAUCACGGCUUCCAUCCUGGCCCUUUGCGGCUGGACUGGCAGCCCUCCCUCUGGAUCCGUCCACCUCCCCUUGAUCAGCUGCUGCCGUUGCAUAAGGAAAGUGGGACUCUGGAGUUUCCACCAGAUGGAGUCCGCGGAAACCGAGCUGGAGAACCCCUCCAACGUUGCUCCCGCGGCCGAGAAACCCUCGGUGGGGCCCACCUCCCCACGACGGAUGAUCACCCGAAGUCAGGACACCAGCGUCUCUCUGGGCUCGGAGCAGCACGAGAAGAGUCCAUCCCCUGUGAUCAGCCGCACGCGGAGCGGGGACAGCUUCAGCGAGCGCCCCGAGGCCGAAGCAGCCAGCCCCACCACCCGGAGCCGGCCUGUGACUCGCAGCAUGGGCCAUGGGGAAGCCUGCGGCCUGGGAGCCGAAGUGCCAUCCAGCCCACAUCGGAGAGCCAAGCGGCCACGCCUCUACUCCUGCAGCAGUUCGGAUUCAUGCACCCGUGUUUUUUUCGACCCCCUGGCCCAGCACCGUGACUGGUGCCCGUGGGUCAACAAGGUGAAGGAAGCGGCAGCGCCCGGAACUAAAAGGGACUCUCCGGAGGAGAAGGCCGACCAUGGCUGGCAGGUGGUCCUCAAAGUUCUCCAGGAUUCCAGGCAGUUAGAAAAGGCAGCCCAUCUGGAGUCCGAGAGUCUCUCGACCAAAUCCCGCAAAGUGUUCCAGAUUUUCCGCCAGUGGGAAGCCGCCUGCUCCUCCUGAAGCCCGGGAGACAGCGUCGGGACGGGGCGAAGUAGGCUCAGCAGAACACUACCCCAUUCGGUUAGCAGGAGGGACGUCGCGUCAGAGAAGAGACCCAGGGAGAAAACGGCGACAUUCCGCCUCCCAAUCGCACCUUCUCCUCCUCCCCUCCAUCCACAGACAGAAGCAUGGGGCAGCUGUCCGUCUCCCCUCGAAGAAGAUGCCUUACCUGCGGCUCGUAUCCCCCCCCCCCCAAAAAAAAUCCUUCCGCCCCUUCGGAGGUGGGCAGGGGCACCUGAGCAUUUCUGCUUCCCUUGCAUUUGCCGGGCGAACUCCAGCAGCCGAACCCUGGGAAAUUUCCAGUUUAAAUUGAACUAGAUCCGUUCGGCAACAAAGUGGAGAAGAUGGCUUCCCGUGGGACAUCUUGGGUUCAUCCUCCGAGUGGUGUUGGGGGGUCUUCCUUCCUCCAGCUUCUCUGCAAGGGGCGGGAGUGGGGGAGGGCGGUCUGUAGAAUUUGUUGGGGGGAACGUGGUUUGACAUUCUCGGCACCAGCACAAAUAUAGGACCCCCCCGGCCACUCCGCCGGGGACUGACAUCCUUGUUACUUGAGCCGCGUGAAAAUCCGAUGGCUACCCCAAGGGUUCGAGUUGAGUCAAAAUGUGAACUUGGGGGCAACUAGGAUGGAAGUGGAACUUCUUAUUUUUAGAUGGAAAAGAAAAAGAAGAAUUCCCUGUGACGAUAUUCAGCCUCCCAUCUGGCAAAAAAAUAAAAAUGAAAAAUGAAUACUC